This is a messenger RNA of Fusarium verticillioides 7600, 2582 nucleotides long. RefSeq lists its product as hypothetical. The coding region runs from base 949 to 2079 and encodes 376 amino acids. Gene Ontology annotation, cellular component: nucleus; cytoplasm. Lineage: Eukaryota; Fungi; Ascomycota; Sordariomycetes; Hypocreales; Nectriaceae. The record is from RefSeq and is a predicted model, not a curated record. The transcript has 2 exons. Gene Ontology annotation, biological process: phosphatidylinositol phosphate biosynthetic process; inositol phosphate biosynthetic process. Gene Ontology annotation, molecular function: inositol hexakisphosphate kinase activity; inositol-1,4,5,6-tetrakisphosphate 3-kinase activity.
CUCGUACAUCGCAAUUCUCGUCUGACUGGUUCUUGUCAGAGAAAUAUCAUCGUUGGCCUCACAUCAGCCUCCAAUUUCCCACUGGUCCGUCACAUCCGCCACAAACGCUGACCAAGGAAGGCUUGGAGACGUCUACAAAAAUUACAUACAAAAUCGCCACUCGGAUCUCUCCAUUUUAUCUUGUUUUCUUCUAAUCCAACUUAAGAGCGACAAGUACAAGCGCCCUUGUAUCUGCGGACGAAGCGGAACCGUCCCCUCUGAACAGACUCGUCUCCUUGUGCCUUGACGUGUCGCACCUUGACCAAGACAGACAAGACUGGGGGUUGAUCCUGUGCUGAUCAGUUCUUUUUCUUCUCUCUCGCUCUCUCCCUCCUUGAAUUCUCGCUUUCUGCGCCCCUGAAUUUCUUGGAAGACCUCAUCGUGCUUGACCCUGAUUCCAAGAAUAGCCUCCAUUCUCCAUUUGUAUAUCUAUCCUAUCUAUAGUGGCCAUUUUUCUUCUUUUUUUCUUUCCCUCAAAACUAGGUUACCUCACUUGGCGCUCCACUCAAAUCAAAGCUACUUAGCGCACUGGGUCCCUAUAAACGCUUCGCCUUGCACUGAGCUGACCCCUCCGGACUCGACUCAACCACUACGCUACGCUACUUGCUCAACCCUGCGAACUGAGCCACGCCCUCGAAUCCAUCGCUUGCUCCAGCCUUCAGCUUCAAAGUCCAAUUUCUUUCAACAACUGCGCAUCUCUUCCACAGGCUUCUUCACCGCCCUCACCCCUCGACAUUUCUAUAACAUUCCUUCGCCAGUCGCUUCCGGACCUUGAUCGCUUCUUUCACACAACAUUGAUUGUCCUUUUCCCUCUCUAGCCUCUCUCUUUUGAUCAAGCAAGCACCCUUUCGCAACUGUUACACCGAAGACCGGCGCGAGCCCACCGCCACACUCACAAUCCCACCAACUAUGAUGGGAUCAAAACAAAUGCCUGAUCGCAAAGAGCUUCGCGAUUACAACUACGCUGUCGCCGGCCAUGCCGGCACGCUUUGUACCCCCGAUGGCGAACUAUUCAUCAAGCCUUGCACGCAGUCCGAGAUCGAUUUCUACCAGUCUGCCAAUCGACGACAUCCCGAAUUCGCCGAUAUAAUGCCAUUGUUUAUGGGAUCCCUCCUACUCACCGAUCCUACUGAGAAGACAAUAGACGAGGCUGUUGCUGGUGUCAUCUCCCACGCCGGAGAUCUCAAGACGUCAAAGGAAGAAAUUGUCGCUUCGGUGACCGAACAGGUUGCUCAUGCUACAGCAGCGACACAACAAAAAGAGGGUGGCGCUUGGGUCCCGGCCAAGGAUAACAAGAUCAAGACCGAUACAGCGGUUGUGCUGGACAAUGCCACCUUUGGCUUCAAGAGCCCCAACAUCCUCGAUGUCAAGUUGGGAGUAAGACUAUGGGCCGACGAUGCCCCUCAACAAAAAAAGCAGCGCUUCGACAAGAUCUCGGCCGAGACGACACACGGUAGCUUGGGAUUCCGGAUAGCAGGAAUGCGGGUCUACCGCGGAUCAGAGGAUGCUUCAGAACUAGACGAGGAAAACUACAAGAUCUACGAUAAGGACUAUGGCCGAACAACAGUCACCCAAGAAAACGUCGUGGACCAGUUCCGAAAAUUCAUCUUCAACAAGAGCGCUGGCAUCGAUGAAGAUCUCGGCAAGGCCAUUUGCGCCGCCUUCAUCCGAGAUCUCCAAAGAGUUGAAGAUAUCCUCUCACGACAUGAAAGCCGAAUGUACUCAUCUUCGCUACUUUUCAUCUUCGAGGGCGAUGGUGAAGCCCUCCGAAGCGCCAUUGAAGAGAACAACGCACUCAUCGACGCAGAGGCAGGUAUCGGCCAAGCAGCUCGAACUACCAAGAGGGUUGAUAGCGGCAUCGCUCUGGACGACGAAGACGAGCUGGACGAAGACUCGGACCUCGAGGCCUCCCUGCCACAAAUAUACUCCCUAAAACUCAUUGACUUUGCCCACGCCGAAUGGACCCCCGGCCAAGGACCCGACGAGAACGCCUUGACGGGUGUGAGGAGUCUUUUACGCAUCUUUGAGGAGAUGGCAUAAAUAUGUUCAUGGAAACGAGAAAAGGGCACCCUUUAUGAUCAUGACAAAAACCAACGGUUUAAAAUGGGGACGGAUAUAAACAAAGCAUUUUGCUUAGACGGAAAUGGAGCUCGAUACCCAUGUGCUGAAGGAUCGAAAGGGGAUCAGACCAAAUGAUCAAACGUAGAAAACAGCCGCGCUGCGCUGCGGCUCGGUGCAAGGCGUCCAUGAUGACAAUUGAUCCUUUACUUUUACUUUGUUCAUGGAGUGUUGCUAUCGACCUAACAUCCUGUGAGAUGUCUGGUCUUGGAUUUGGCGUUGAAGGAUCUGAAUUUAGGUGUAUAAUAUAUAUUUGCAUACAGGAUUAGGCUACGAGGUUAUAAGUAGACCUGAGCAACCUCUACUCUUUCCACUUAUACAUGUGAUACCUUUCGAGGCUGAUAUGCAUGUGAUACAACUACUGGAGAAGUAAUGGGUAGAAUUCGUCACAUACGUGAUAUUUUAUAGAAUGAAAAUGUAAUAGG